GAUCAUUCAUGAAGGUCAAAAACGAGAAACCGAGGAAGAUAAGAGAACUUGAGGUAGUUGCUAUAAAACGAUCUACUGAUACGCAGUUAUUGUACUGAAUUUGAAAAAAAAAAUGAAAACUGUUUUGGCACUAUUUACAAUUAUAGCUGCGGCAGCGGCAUUUGAUUGCUUUGGAAGAAACAACUCAUGUGCAAAUUCCCAUGUGAAAUGCGACACAGGGUACGAUCCUUUCUGUGAACACUUUCCCGGUCCAAUGGGCAUGCGUGUUGGAAUAUGCACCUGCGAUAAAGAUUGCACCUCUGCAGCUGACUGCUCAAACACAGGCGCUGACGGUUGCCCUCCUAUGGCACAUCCGGCUUGCGAUGCUGUACAUCACGUCUGUCAUUGCUUUGGACCACACACUAGACCACCACAUUUCGAAAACGAGUCAUCAUAAAAGCUUUUGUAAUACAACUAAAACAAUUUGUAAUGAAAAUAUGACUUACAA
This is a messenger RNA of Ruditapes philippinarum (Manila clam), 487 nucleotides long. RefSeq lists its product as uncharacterized. The transcript has 4 exons. Lineage: Eukaryota; Metazoa; Mollusca; Bivalvia; Venerida; Veneridae. The coding region runs from base 113 to 436 and encodes 107 amino acids. The record is from RefSeq and is a predicted model, not a curated record.